ACAGUACGUGUAGACACUCACAUAGUCACACUGAAACUGUUAUCAUAGAUAAAGAGAUCUCGGCUAUAAAAUGCAGUUUGAGACGGUCCCUUCUAUUUAGCUCUGCACCAUGGCGGCGAGGGGAAGAGUGACGGUGAACGCCGACUUGGCCAAAGAAAGAACAAGUGCUACAUUCGAUGUGGAAAACCUGACACACUUUAUUGAUGGCGGUGUGGCGGCCACAAAAAGGAAGAGAUAUCUUCAGGACCUGGCCAUCAACGAUCCCGAGCUCAAGAACAGUAAACCAUGGGCGGUAAUGACACGGAAGGAACAAUACGAGACCGCCUUGAGGAAACACAUAUAUAUGGCCAAGCGUCUAGAGGAGAUGGGAAUAACAGACGAAAGAGAUAAAUUAAACUACAAAGAGGCUGGGGCUAACCACGAGAGUAGUCCGAUAGGCGUCCAUCUUAGCAUGUUCCUCCCCACGCUCCGGAAACAGGGAACAGAGGACCAAAGGAAGCGUUACCUCCCUCUGGCUGAGAAGCUGGCUAUAAUCGGAACGUACGCCCAGACGGAGCUCGGUCAUGGAACUUUUGUCCGAGGAUUGGAAACGACUGCAACCUAUGACGCGAAGACACGAGAGUUCGUACUGAACUCGCCGACACUGACAUCAAUGAAGUACUGGCCAGGACACCUGGGUAAAACCGUCAACUUUUGUAUCGUGAUGGCCCAGCUUUACACCAAUGGGAAAUGCUACGGGAUGCAUACAUUCCUGUUACCCCUCAGGGACCUAAGUACACAUCAAAGUCUGCCAGGAAUCGAGUUGGGCGAUAUUGGUCCUAAGUUUGGAUACGGGUCUAAUGAUAACGGAUAUCUAAUCCUUAACAACGUACGGAUACCCAGGGAGAACAUGUUGAUGAGAUACGCUCAGGUACUUGAAGAUGGGAGCUACGUGAAGCCAGCCAACGCCAAGAUAUCCUACGGCACGAUGACGCUGAUCCGCGUUGGGAUAGUGACGAAUGUGUCACGUUGUCUAGCUCAAUCAUGCGUCAUCGCAGUCAGAUAUAGCGCUGUCCGGCGACAAACGGAAGUGUCACCCGGGGGCCCUGAGGCCCAGAUUCUUGACUACCAGACCCAACAACACAAGUUGUUCCCCCUGAUAUCCACAGCGUUCGCCAUCUACCUGACCGGGAUAGAAGUGUAUAGGAUAUACAACGGGGUCAACAACAAUGUGGAGCAAGGCAACCUCGACCAGAUCGGCGAGCUACAUGGAUUGUCGGCCGGUCUGAAGGCGUUUACUAGCUCCAGCUGUUGUCUGGGUAUAGAGGUGUGUCGGCUAGCAUGUGGCGGACACGGGUACUCACAAGCCAGUGGUCUGCCUAAGAUCUACGUAAAUGCUAUACCAAACUGUACAUACGAGGGAGAAAACACGGUUCUGUAUCUACAGACUGCCAGAUACCUUAUGAAAUGUUUCACCAAAGUCCAGAUGGGAGAGAAACUUCCAGGAUUCGUGUCUUACCUGGGGACUGACCUGUCCAUCAAGUCAACGAUUAAAUCGGACGUGUCCCUCGAGAGUCUUUUGCUGGCAUACGAACACCGUGCGGCGAGGAUGGUGAAAGCAGCGGCCAUGAAUAUCCAGGGACUUGUCCAGGAGGGCUUCACCCAGCAGGAGGCAUGGAACAAAUCCACACAACAACUAGUGUGGGCGACUAUGGCGCAUUGUCAUACUUACGUUGUGAAAACGUUCACGGCGAGGAUAACCGGGAGUAACCUUGACGACCAGACUAAGAAAGUGAUGACGGCACUGUGUAAGCUGUACGGAGUCCACGGCAUGGUAGAGAAUCUUGGCGAUUUUAUUCAGGAUGGCUUCAUGAACGCAAGUCAGGUGGACACUGUGACCCGGAAGUUGAUGUACCUACUGGCGGAGAUCCGACCUAACGCUGUUGCCUUAGUGGAUGCGUUCGAUUACCCUGACCAAGUCCUGGACUCCUGUCUCGGGCGUUACGAUGGCGACGUGUACAAGGCGUUGUAUGAAUAUGCAAAAGCGUCGCCUCUCAAUAAUAAAGAUGUGCUAGACUCGUUCAAUACCUACCUGCGUCCGUUACAAGGAAAUACUGGCACGAGUUCCUUGGCAAAGCUCUAAAAUAAACGUACUAGGUCAGAAGGCAGCUGAUAAUUCAAUGCAGCACUGCUCCUAGUUCAAAAGGAAGAAUGUGUAUGCCCAUAUACAACGUUGAGUUAGUUUGAUACACAGUAAUCUGACGUCAACAGGCUUAUAUGAUAAUUUUAAAAAAUAGCUGUUUAUGUUAUCAGCUCUGGACUAUAUAUCUACCGGGGAAAAAACUGGGUCGCCAUAGACAUCUAAAUAUAUUGUAAAGAAAACCGUUCAAACAAUAAGUUUCAGGACAUUGAAAUUAAGGAAUAACACUGCGACUUUUAUUGAGAUAGCUGGUGAACUAAGGACGUAGUCGUUGCAUUAAUAGAAAAUAUUGCGGCUAUUAUGGAGGUGACUUUGUGGGUUAAGGAGGUAGCUGGGGAGGAUUCACAAACCAGAUAAUAGUACCGUAUAUUACAACAUUGAGUUCACGAAGUGUUAUUUUCAUGCACUGUUGAAUUUACGGCUAAAAUAACAAUUAUUUAAAAUGACUCGGUAGACAGUAACUAAGUUGAGGGCAUAAAAUCAUUGACAGUUUGUGUCCAGAUCAAGGAUAUUUAAAUUUCCAAGCAACAGCAAUUAUAAUUAUAAUACCCAGGUAUUUUAAAAACAGUGUACAUAAUCUAAUACAAAUGGCAAUGUGUUGUAUCAAAACUAUUCUAUCAAAGUUACAAAUAUACUUCGUUUUGGCUCAUUUAACGAAUAAAAGGAUGGAAUUUUAAGAGAAAUUGAAAGUGAUGAGUGACAGACAUUUUAUAUACAAUUUAUAAUCGUCAUGUUAAUUCUUACCUACAUAUAAAUGAUGUAAGGUGACACCAUCCUAAUUAUCUAAUUCUAUUCCGGAAAAUAUUACCCCUUUAAUGAAAUUAUUCAAUACUUUGAUGGUACUCAAGACAAAACAUUUGAACACGAUACACUCGAAAGUGACAUAGUAGGGAAUGUCAUAACACAAUAAAGCAUUAAAAUAAUCGACUUAAAUUGAAUUUACUUAAAACGACAUUAUACUAUCUCUAUGAUAUCCUAAAGUUGUUUAUCUGUUUUGAUGAACAGGUUCUUGUGUCAGUUAAAUGUAGUGUAAUUCCGUCACGAAACACAUCAUAAUUGAAGAUAAGACUGUUGCCGAUGGCACUAAUAACUAGUUACAUAGUAUAAUAUAGUCCUGGGGGUAUAGUUCUAAUAUUGAUAUACAAUGGUAUUGUGUUGUCUACGAAAACCGGUGUCUAUUUAGCUCAAUAGGGUUUAUCAUUUGAUAUAUAUAUAUUAGUGCAAUAGGCAAUUGCCUUUAAUUGGAUGGCAUAUUUUCAUAUAUUAAUGGAUGAUAGUCCAUUAUACGUUCACAAGUUUUAUACCAGUUCAAUAUGUUAAUGGCUGGGAUAGCAUUGUUUAACUAUCGGUAUAAGAGUGUAAAUAUUAAUGGUUGGUAAUCGGUGUGGUAUGUUAAUAAAUGAUAUACCAGAGUAGUAUGGUAAUGUUGGUAUAUCAUUACAAUGUGUUAAUUUCUAAUCAUUAAGUCUCUGUAAAAAUGCAUAUCAAUGCAAAAGUGUGAUACGGGUGAUAUAUCUGAUCAAUGUUUCAUGUAAUUUGAAUUUUUCUCAAAUUGUAUUAUCGUUUAUGCUAAUUGUUAUACACCCGUGUUAUGUAUUUUGUGCACAGGUAAUAAUGCCCACUGUGACGUCAGAAUAAAGAUAAUAGACAGUCAUGGAAUCGCGAGUCAAAUGGAAGACAAUAGGCCUGGAGCAAAAUGUGAUGUUAAAGAUGAAGAGAGAAACGUUUUUCGCGAAUAUCUGCAUGCGUUCUUGGUAAUGAGAAAAAUGACCUUAAAUUGUAGCAACAGAUACAUUUGAACUGUUACGUGAUCGAUCGAUAAAGGUUUUGUUAAUUUAUAUUUUAUUUAGAAAAAAAAUAUUGGUUAAUAUGAAAUAUAUUUUUAUCACAUAAUC
Messenger RNA from Mizuhopecten yessoensis (Yesso scallop), 4074 nucleotides. Its product is annotated as peroxisomal acyl-coenzyme A oxidase 1-like. NCBI's taxonomy places the organism in Eukaryota, Metazoa, Mollusca, Bivalvia, Pectinida, Pectinidae. Gene Ontology annotation, molecular function: FAD binding; fatty acid binding; acyl-CoA oxidase activity. Gene Ontology annotation, cellular component: peroxisome. The transcript is spliced from 14 exons. Gene Ontology annotation, biological process: fatty acid beta-oxidation using acyl-CoA oxidase; lipid homeostasis. The record is from RefSeq and is a predicted model, not a curated record. Bases 110 to 2122 code for a protein of 670 amino acids.